UAUGGUGACAGCGUCCUGGCAACAACUCUCAGCAGCUGCUUUUUCCUCCAUCAACCAGGCCUAGUGGCAGCAGGCCCAGCAGAGAGGGAGAGGACCUGGCUGCCGCCAGCAGCAGGAAAGGACGGAUGGACACCCGAGCCGUCUAGCUGCAGUCUGCAAAUCUGCAUACGGCUACCACAGAAGUAAAACCACGCUAAAAAGCUGAGCGGAGACAUCCAGCAGAGAGGCUGCUAGGAUGCAGGGGAAGGAUAGGCAGCCAUGUCCUCCCCUAAUUCAGCACUGACAUAAAUUAUUGGAUAGGAAAUGGCACAGCGAAGUCCCAUCUUUCCAACACUUGGUCCUACUGAAAGACGGAUUCGAAAUAUACCACUCCAUAGCCAGGCUUUGACAGCAGUUCCAUUAGCAUCUGCGAGUCUAGUGGAUCAGCUAGAAGACAGAAUUCUAAGCCAUGAGAAAACAACCGCGGCCCUUGUGGAACACGCGUUUCGCAUUAAGGAGGACAUUGUUUCCACUCUGCAUAGAAUGCAGAACAAAGGGGGAGGAGAUCGGUUGGCUAGGCAACUCUUAGAAGAACACAUCCGAAACAUAACUGCAAUAGUGAGGCAGCUUAAUCGGGACAUUGAGACGCUUCAGGAACAAAUACGUGUCAGAGAUAACCUCAGCUAUGGAACUAAUUCUACCCUGAAGAGUUUGGAAAUGCGGCAACUCUCUGGUUUGGGAGAUCUUCGGGGGAGGGUUGCAAGGUGUGAUGCUGGUUUGGCCCGACUGUCUGCAGAGCAUAAGAUUACAUAUGAAAGACUUCAGAGCUUGAGCAAAGACCAACAAGCUUCUAAAAUGAUCUUAGAAUCAAAAAUCAAAGAGGCAGAAAUACAGAUUUCUCACCUUCUGAGUCGAGUAGAGCAGUCAAUAAUGCAGCAAGAAGCAAAGCUUAAGUUUGCAUACAAAGAAAGCAACCAACAGCUCCACCUUCUGGACACAAAAUUAAAAAAUGCAGUUGAGGAAUUGAGCACCCAGAUUUUGUCUGCACGUACCUGGCUGGAACAGGAACAUCAGCGGAUUGAAAAAGAUCUUUUACAGAAAAUUGAACAACUGUCAUUGACCAUUAAGGAAAACACUGAAAUGAGUGAAAGUGCCAUUGAGAUGAAAUUCAGCCAGCUCUCAGUGAAACUUGAUAAAAUAGAAGAAAUUCAAAAAAUAACUAUGGAAGCACAUGGAACAAAACAGACUGAAGAUAAAAUAAAUGUUCGAAUCAGCAAGCUUCAAAAUGAAAUUAAUGAAGAUAUAAAAGAAAUGAAAGCUGAAGUUAAUGCCGGCUUUGCAGCUAUCUACGAGAGCAUUGGGUCCCUGCGGCAGGUUUUAGAAGGUAAAAUGAAACUUGACAAGGAUGAACUACAGAAACAGAUUCACCAAAUGAAGCAGGAAAUACCAACGUGGGGAGAAUCAGGUCCAUGACUGAUUACAAACUUUUGUCUGAACGAAGGGCAUGUACAUGUCUAAAUAGACAGGCUGUAAUCCCAAUUCAAACUGUAAUCUAAAUUAAAUGCAUGUACCAAAUGACAUGAGCUUCUGUUCCACAGGUCUGUAUCUUUACUGUAAGUGGCAUAUGCAAACUUUUGAUAGCUAAAUUGAUAAAUACUUCUUAAUGACUAAAGCCAUGGAUAGCCAUUGCAUCACUCCAGUUGGUUUCAGUGGAGUUGGUGAUAUAAAACGAGAGAAUCGCAUUGCUGAAGGUGGUGCCAAAUUUGUUAAAGGAGCUUCAGUGCUGCCCCUGUUUUCAUGGGCAUGUUUGGGGAGUUACGUUCUGAAAUGUCAGCACUUUCUUGUAUUAUUAAUUCAAAGUUCUUUUUAAAAUACCCAAUGUAAGAGAAAAAAAAAUCCCCAAAGAUUAAUAUCACUUGGUAGUUCAACAUCCAGCUAGAUUUUGCUACAUUUGAAGUCAAUGGACAGUCUCUCUUUGGUUUCAUUUGGAACAGAACUGGCUCCUAAUUAACCAUUUAAAAAAAAUCCAGAUCCCAUCAGAGAAUAAUGUAUUUGCUUCAUUUAAAAAUAUUUUGUGUGUGUGUAUAUAUGUGUCAACUAGAUAGUGAUUUUAUAGUUAUAGGCUAAAAUUAAUCUGUUUAGCAACAUAGGAAAUUUAACAUUUAUGUUGUCCUUAGGUGUUGUGACCUUUAAAAAUAUUAAAUAGAUAAAAAUGAGAUGGGGUUAAAGAUCUGUAUGCAGUAUUUUACUAAUAUCAGUUGUGUACUUGUGCCUUCUUUCUUUAUGUCAGUAAAACUUUGAGGGCUUGAUGUCAAUUGAAAGAGUGAUAAUCCAAACAAUUCUGGAAAAUAUCAGGUAAAAAUAAGAUGCGUUGUAUCAUGAAUUAUCAUCAAGUAGGAAUUUUUAUUACUGAUGUUAAGACCACUGACCCCUCAAAUUUAAUUAAUAUAUUUAGAUUUUAAUAACUUAGCAUGCAUAAGUAGAUUCAAAUUGGUAAUACAUUUACAGUAUUUCCAAAGAGUAUUUUAAUCUCUUAAUGUACUUUACUGGUGCUUAUUUGAAUUUCCGUAAUAGAUUACACAAUGAAAAUGAGCACCAACACUGUAUAGUAAUCUAGAUGGAAAAAUAAAUAUUUUAUAUUUCAUUUAGGACCUAAUCUUAUUCCUGUUCCCUUCAAGUGGUACAGGAUCAAGCAUAUAUAGUCUCAUCCAGUACUACUCAUUGAAGUUAGCAUGAGCCUUGGCAUUAUUUUAAGCAAGUUUUUGCUUAUGUCCAUAUUGCCAAAUGCUUUUUCUAUUUAAUAGUCUGUGGUAAACCCUUGUGAUUUGUCAGGAACAAGGGUUUGGCCCACAUAGUUUACAGGGGUUAGGGUCCCAAUCCUGCAAAAACUUAUCCUUUUUGAGUUCAUUAGACAAUCAGAAGGCAGGGUAGGUAUGCACCUUUAGAGACUACUUAUAAAGUUUAUAGACUAUUCAUUAGACAAUAACAUGUGUCCAAUAAAGUAAAUGUAUAAGUCUUGACAGGAUCAAGGCCUACGUUUGCAUUCACUGCCAAUAUAGCCAAACAAAUUUUUAACGUAUUAUUGAGCAGAGCUUAAGAUUUUGCAGCUUCAAUUUCCGAUACUAAUAGCAAAUGUGACUCGAAGUUCUACUUUGUAUCAUUCAGCUGGCCUCAGGCUGUGAAGUGUAAUUAAAAUGGCAGCUAGAGAUAAGAGCUCUGUACUUUCAAAGAAGAUGGUGAAACAUAUACAGGUAUUUCUUAAAAGUUGUUUUGAAAAUUCCUUUUUCUUGAUGUCUGUCUUCUUAACUAGUAAAUAUUUAGCCAUGUAUGGUGGAGAAGAAAGUACUGGUGUUUUGUAAAAACAAAAAACCAAAAUAUUUUUCUUCUGUAAUGGCAAAUCUGUAACAAAGAGAUUACAGAAAACGAACAAGCGUACAGGAAGUCGGAGAAACAAUUUAUAUAUGAUUUUAAUAAAAAUGUUUCUCUUGUAA
Alligator mississippiensis (American alligator) is the source of this 3470-nucleotide messenger RNA. It is a transcript of the gene FAM81A, whose product is annotated as family with sequence similarity 81 member A. Lineage: Eukaryota; Metazoa; Chordata; Crocodylia; Alligatoridae. The coding region runs from base 304 to 1452 and encodes 382 amino acids. The record is from RefSeq and is a predicted model, not a curated record. The transcript has 9 exons.